Messenger RNA from Planococcus citri (citrus mealybug), 2285 nucleotides. RefSeq names its product monocarboxylate transporter 5-like. Gene Ontology annotation, biological process: transmembrane transport. The coding region runs from base 332 to 1837 and encodes 501 amino acids. The transcript is spliced from 9 exons. Gene Ontology annotation, molecular function: monocarboxylic acid transmembrane transporter activity. Gene Ontology annotation, cellular component: membrane. The record is from RefSeq and is a predicted model, not a curated record. Lineage: Eukaryota; Metazoa; Arthropoda; Insecta; Hemiptera; Pseudococcidae.
UUAUUCCUUUCUUAUACGCAAAUUUUAUCAAUUUAUUACAACAACCUGUUAGUACUACGUAAAAAGUUCAAUUGCUCGACUCAUACUAAUUGUCGAAUCGGUACGCCAGCAUUGUGCUCCUUCGGUGAUCGUUUAUUCGUUAUGUAAUCGUUGAAUUAUGACUUUGAAGUCGAACAUACCUGUUUUUUUAUAUACUCGUUCAAAAAUAUUACGAAUGUCUGGCGUUAUUUUUUCAUACGUGAAUCAGUCUCUUUAUCUGAACUGAUUAUAUUUAGUUUAAGGUUCUAUAUUCGUAUGCCAGUCUGGUGUUUCAUGAGAAGUGCCCAGCAUAAUGCCGGUUAAUGAUCCUGUGGCCAAGAGCAAUGCCCCAGAGGGUGGCUGGGGCUGGUGGGUUGUGAUAGCCUAUUCUUUAAAUAAUAUGAUAGUUAUUUCAAUCCUACAAGUGUUUGGGUUGUUGUACAAAGAUCGUUUGCUCAAAGAGUUGGAAAUGAGCGCCGUAGAAAUCAGUAUUAUAGUAAUGGUCAACAGUUCAUUCGGAAUGUUAUUUGCGAUAUUCAACGGUCCUAUUCUGCGAAAUUUCGGGUUUCGAAAAGUAGCGAUUAUGGGCUCGAUAAUUAUAUUUAUUGGAAACGUAUUGACGAGUCAAUCGACUACUUUUAUACAGUUUUUCGUUUAUUUUAGUAUUUUGGUUUCUAUUGGCACUGAUCUGGUGAUGGCUGCGUUUCAUCUGGCUUUAAAUACCUAUUUCGUUAGUAAACGUGGUAUGGCAACUGGUAUCGCGAUGUCGUUUACUGGAAUUGGACCUAUUUUUAUGCCACUGCUCGUUAGUGCCUUAUUGUGGGAAUUUGGGGUGUCUGGAAGCGGUUUAAUUCUUUCGGCGGUUUCGUUACAUUCGCUAGCUGCGGCGUUACUGCUCCAGCCUGUGAAAUGGCAUAGAAAUAGGACACCUAAUGAACAGAAAGGAGAAAAAGACAAGGCGAUUCCUGAAAACAAAGACGCUUCUGAACAAAAGAAAAAUACCGAUGAUCAAGCAGAUGACGAAGUUUCACCGGAUACUAAACUAAUGAAAACUGAAUCAGUCUCCAUCAACGUUGAUCAUAAAAUUAACACCGUUGACGACGCAGAUGACGAAAAAAGACCUCCAUUACGCAGCUUGGACGACGUAGUAAAAAGAGGAGAUUCUUUCUCAACCAGAAUAGUACAGUUUUUUGAUCUAGAUCUGCUAAGAGAUCCGUUCUACGUGAAUAUUUCCAUGGGAUUAACUAUCGCUUAUGUUGGCGAAAUGUCGUUCUCUUUGAUGUUGCCCUUUAUCUUGGAUGAUCGCGGAUUAGAUACCAAGCAAAUCGCAAUAUUUAUGUCAGUUUUAGCCGGAGCUGAUAUCGCUUCCAGAUUAGUGUCUCCUUUUGUUGGUCAUCACGUUAAAUCUAAAGUUAGGAUAGUUUAUUUGAUCGGAUUAUCGAGCGGUAUUAUUAUCCGAACAUGCAUGAUAUAUUCUCACGGAUUUGUUCUAAUGAUGCUGAUAGCUAUUGGACUGGGUAUUUCUAAAGGGGUUCGAUCAGUAUACACAGCUCUUGUUAUACCUGGUUACGUACCUUUGAAUAAAUUAGCAUCAGCUACCGGUCUUCAAAUGGUCAUGAAUGGAGUUCUUUUACUCAUUUUUGGACCUUUACUAGGAAAAAUUAAAGACGAUAGCAAAAAUUACAACAGAUGGUUACACGUUGUAAAUUGUUUCGGCGUAAUUACAAUAAUACUAUGGUGUACAGAAAUAUGUCUAUUGCGUAAAAGGAAGCAAAAUAUCAAGAAGAAAACACCGAUUGUGAAAAAUAUGACUCGAUAGCCGGACUAUCUUUCUUGCGAAUUAAUGUACUUCAUAUACUACAUUAUAAAUCGCUGCUGUGAUAUACACUUUCAAUUUAAAAUUAAGCUUUUCCGUGGUUCAUAAUGUUUUUUAAAUGUGUUUUUCUAUUCACCUUUUUACUUAACAGUUUAGAGUAUUACUUGUGAAUAAUAUGCUAUAAGUUGAUCGAAUAUGUUUUUUUUUCUACUACCUUCGACGAGUCUGAAUAUAAUAAAUCAAAACACGACUGAGAGGUAUCGAAUUUAACAACAUUUAUAAAAAUUUUACAUACUAACAAUACGUUUUAAUUAUUUCAUUAUUUAUAUACGAUGUUUAUUGUAAUGUAUUUUUUACUCGCUGAAUAAUUUGAUCGCAUGUGGGACUGAAAGUACAAACAAAUUGCAUGAGUUUGUUAUGUUAUACUGAAAAUACAACCUUUCUUAUAAAA